Molecule: messenger RNA, 489 nt
Organism: Arctia plantaginis
Lineage: Eukaryota; Metazoa; Arthropoda; Insecta; Lepidoptera; Erebidae
Source: the annotation of a GenBank genome assembly
AUGUUCAGUAAAAUCGUAGCUUUCGGCGCUUUCUUGGCAGCUGCCAGUGCCAACCUUUACGGGCACGGUCACGGUCACGCCGUGUCUUCCCAAAGCAUCGUCCGCCAUGACGAACCUGUACAUUACGCUUCCCACUACUCUGCUCCAGUCUCUCACUACGCCGCUCCCGUAGCUCACUACGCCGCCCCCAUUGCCCAUUACGCCGCUCCCGCUGCCAACUACCACUACGACGGUCAUGACUCUUACGCUCACCCUAAAUACGACUUCUCUUACUCCGUGGCUGACCCUCACACCGGUGACCACAAGUCUCAGCAUGAGAGCCGCGACGGUGACUCUGUCCAUGGCUACUACUCUCUGCUCCAACCUGAUGGCUCUGUCCGCAAGGUUGAAUACAAGGCUGAUGCUCACAAUGGUUUCAACGCCAUAGUACACAACUCUGCUCCUUCUGUACAUCCCCAGUCUUACGGACAUGGCUACAGCCAUUACUGA